Messenger RNA from Panicum virgatum (switchgrass), 943 nucleotides. RefSeq names its product signal recognition particle 9 kDa protein. Gene Ontology annotation, molecular function: 7S RNA binding. Gene Ontology annotation, cellular component: signal recognition particle, endoplasmic reticulum targeting. Gene Ontology annotation, biological process: SRP-dependent cotranslational protein targeting to membrane; negative regulation of translational elongation. NCBI's taxonomy places the organism in Eukaryota, Viridiplantae, Streptophyta, Magnoliopsida, Poales, Poaceae. The record is from RefSeq and is a predicted model, not a curated record. The coding region runs from base 317 to 628 and encodes 103 amino acids. The transcript has 4 exons.
CCUUCGUCAAAAAGGAAAAAAAAAAAAACUCCGUCUCCCCGAAGGCCCGAGCCCCGCCGCCGGCCCCGUCCUCGUCCUCGUCCUCCCCGACUCCCCGUCCCCAUCUAGCACGCUUCCGGUUCCGGGUCCUCCCGCCUCGCCGUCUCCGGCGCCCUCUCCGUCAGCGGGCAGCCUCCAUUGCGCUGGCGUCCUCUCCGUCCUCCCCAUCCGCAGUUCCGCACCCAGGAGUCCUCUGUUCAACACCGAACGCAGAUCCUAUUUAACCCAGAUCCCGACCACGCUAUCGCCGCACCGCGCCAGCGCCGCCGCCGCAGCCAUGGUGUACGUGGAUUCGUGGGACGAGUUCGUGGAGCGCUCCGUGCAGCUCUUCCGCGCCAACCCCAGCGCCACCCGCUAUGUGAUGAAGUACAGGCACUGCGAGGGGAAGCUCGUGCUCAAGGUCACCGACGACCGUGAGUGCUUGAAGUUCAAGACAGAUCAAGCUCAGGAUGCAAAGAAGAUGGAGAAGCUCAACAACAUCUUUUUUGCUCUCAUGACUCGUGGGCCUGAUGCUGAUAUCAGCGAAGUUACAGGGAAGGAACAGGCAGAGCAACAGCAAUCCAAGAAAGGACGUGGCAGGAGGCAGUGAUGCAUGCCUUGCUUCUUGUUUCCUUCGGAAAAUUCACAACUAGGAUGGUGGAUUGACGUGUCAUUUGACUCUUGUGCCUACAGCGGUACUCGAGGAAUUUUGAACGAUCUUGGAUAUUUUCCAGUACAGAACCAAAAUAUCAUGCUGAAUCUAUCAUGAAUUCAUGAUCAAAGAAACACUCAAUCCUAGAUCACUUUUUUCGCACAUGCGGCGUUUGUCUUCUUGUUUCCCCAUUGUGGGGGAAUAUGACAGGAUAAUCUGCCUGAUCAUAAUCUUAUCUUGUUUUUUGAACUUAAAUAAUCUUAUCUUGUGUAC